Molecule: messenger RNA, 2380 nt
Organism: Photinus pyralis (common eastern firefly)
Lineage: Eukaryota; Metazoa; Arthropoda; Insecta; Coleoptera; Lampyridae
Product: dual specificity testis-specific protein kinase 2
Exons: 5
Coding region: 357-2282 (641 amino acids)
Biological process (GO): protein phosphorylation; actin cytoskeleton organization
Cellular component (GO): cytoplasm; nucleus
Molecular function (GO): protein serine/threonine kinase activity; ATP binding
Source: RefSeq, a predicted model, not a curated record
CGACCCUGUAUAUUGCAGAAGAUGAGAAAAAGAUGGCAGUGAAAGGUUGCCACAAUUUCAAUAAUUUUAUUUCUAUCGCAGCCCAAAUGAUUUUCUGGUAAAAGCGAUGUUAAUAAUAAAAAGAAUAAAUCUUGUGAAGGUCCGCUGAAGAUACUAAUUUGUGGUGUGCUCUUAUCAGGUGAUAUCAACUUGGACAGACGGAAAUGACAGUUGGGGAAAUGUGAACUUUGACAAAUUAUAGUCAGCUGCCUUACAAUAAUGUGCGUUUUUGUGCCUCUUUUCGAAAAUUAUGUGUAAUAUCGUGCUUCGUAAAUAUCUGCCAUGUACGAAAUUGGAUAAAAACUGAAUCUCCCACGAUGCACUUUUCCAAUGACACCCAUUGCAUAUACGACACACCGUGCGAUCCCAACGAUGCCGGAUAUCAAAAAGCGGCGAGAUCAAACGAACUCUCCGAGCCGUCUAAGACGCGCUGCGAUAAACUAAAGACCGGCGCUUCGUGUCAGGCGUUGAGACAUGCGGUCGCGUCUCUCAAUCGUCUCGACGAUUUCCAGCAGGAGAAAAUCGGAUCCGGAUUCUUCUCUGAGGUUUUUAAGGUAACCCACCGUACGACGGGUCAAGUGAUGGUGCUCAAAAUGAAUUUGUUACGUUCCAAUCGCCGCAAUAUGCUCAAAGAGGUUCAGCUGAUGAACAAACUGUCGCACCCAAACAUAUUAGGUUUCCAGGGCGUUUGCGUUCACGAGGGACAACUUCACGCCCUCACUGAGUAUAUAAACGGCGGCUCUUUAGAACAAUUGAUACAAAAUCGGUCCGUCGAACUGCCGCAGCACGUGCGAGUGUCAUUGGCUAAGGACGUCGCGUCUGGGAUGCAAUAUUUGCAUUCCAAAAAUGUCUUCCAUAGAGAUUUAACUAGUAAGAAUGUACUGAUAAGAGAAAAGGAAAAUGGCGACCUACAAGCGGUGGUCGGCGACUUUGGACUGGCAGCUCGCAUCCCGGACCCGAAAACGAAACCGAAACUGAGCACCGUCGGUUCUCCAUAUUGGAUGUCGCCGGAAUGCCUCAAGGGACUGUACUACGACGAAAAGAGCGACGUGUUCAGUUACGGAAUCGUCCUUUGCGAGCUGAUCGCGCGCGUCGAGGCGGAUCCGGAUCAAUUGCCGAGAACGGACAAUUUCGGCUUAGAUUAUCUUGCCUUCCUAGAAUUGUGUGAACCUAAUUGUGUACCUGAUUUCUUACAAUUGGCAUUUCGAUGCUGCACGAUAGAACCGAUUAGCCGGCCGAGUUUUACCGAAAUUAUCGUGAUACUUAGUGAUAUUCAAAGCGAAAUUAAGCAGGCGACGGAAGCGGCCCAGUUGGUCAACUGUCCGGCGCGCAGCGAAGAGCAGCUACCCGUGCUAUUUAUCCAAGCGGCGGCUCCACAACAUCGCAAAAGUUUACAUCGAAGGUCAUUAUCGGAAGACGUGUCCGCAUUAGCGCUUUCCAUUUAUGCGACACCUAGUGAAAAGGCUCGCCGACACGCCCUCACCAUGUGUAGACAAGAUCCGCACUAUAAGCCGCGCACCAGCAACCCGUUUGCGGCGCUUGAGCAAUUUCGCGGUGUUAAAAAGUUACUAGGUAACUCACUUUUCUCAUCCUGCUGCGAAGUUCCCGUGCCGUAUGAAACUUCGGAGUCUCCGCGUUCACUACCGGGCUCGCCGACAAGUGCUCGUAAAGUCCCAGUGCGUAUUCCUCUGUUUGUCGAUCCUCUGUAUAAGGGAGGGUCAAGUACUAAUUUAUGUGAUAUAUCGACACAAGAAACGACCACCCCGUCACUAAGAAGGCGCGGUUCUUGCGAGUCCGGCUUUUAUUCUAGCGUUGGAGAGUGCCUGUCACCCAAUAGUCUAUGGGACAGUGGAACGGCAGUCAGUUCGCUGCGAUCCUUGGACGAGUUGGAGCCUAGUGAGCUGCAGGCGCUUUGUAAACGUGCAUCUUCAAUCUACACAGAUAGCAGUGACGAUAUUCCCAGUAUGGGAGGAUCAGAUUGGACACAGGACUUGCGCCCGAAUAUAUCCAGUAUUGUCGAGUAUUUUGAGAAGAAGGGUGCAACUCUACGCCAUUCUGGAACGGCGUGCGGCGAUUUACAGUUAAGUUCUCGUAUAGCGGCCCUGAGACGUUCGCUCGAAAGACAAGGUUCAAACGUUUCCACGAAUUCCGGCCCCCAGCUGAUGCAACGUCACAAGUUCUCGCGCAACAUCAUUUGCGAAGGUGCCGUUCGAUCGAAACUGCCUUUAUUCGACAAAAAAUAGGCCAGUCUUCCCUUACUUAUUAUUUCUAGUCAUAUAUUUUACAAGCAAAUUGUUGUAUAUAUGAUUUCGAGGCUUAACUAAUUAGAAUUUGUAUUAUU